Paramormyrops kingsleyae is the source of this 1634-nucleotide messenger RNA. RefSeq names its product 15-hydroxyprostaglandin dehydrogenase (gene hpgd). Gene Ontology annotation, cellular component: cytoplasm. Gene Ontology annotation, molecular function: oxidoreductase activity, acting on the CH-OH group of donors, NAD or NADP as acceptor. NCBI's taxonomy places the organism in Eukaryota, Metazoa, Chordata, Actinopteri, Osteoglossiformes, Mormyridae. The record is from RefSeq and is a predicted model, not a curated record.
AAGGUUUAUUUAUGCACAACGUGUGAACUACGUGGGGCGCAGUUUUAGCACAGGUUUGCAGCACGCGAAACAUUUCCCGAACCUCGAGAAAAACCUGCACACGUGAGGAAAACAUGAUAAUAUAAUAUUAUAAUAAAAAUGCCGUCAAUGAAAUCCACCGAAGUUUUUAGUCUUUCACAAUUAUAUAACUGUAAGUACAUUUGUCAAUUCAUUCAUUCGGCUAUGAAGUUUCCACAAAUAUUUAGAAUCCCCGUCAAUAAGCGCGGCUGGAAACCAGUGAAUGUAAAGGCUGCCCGCCUUUUUCCGACAGCUGAUCGUGGCCGAUGAUAACCGAUUUAUAGCUGCGAGCCGGCAGGCGAGGCUGACAGGGAUGGCUUUGCGUGGGAGAGUCGCGCUGGUCACCGGCGGAGCCCAAGGGAUCGGAAGAGCAGUGGCAGAGUGUCUUCUGAGGAAUGAAUCAAAGGUCGCCUUCCUGGACUUUAAUCGCCAAGUGGGGGACCAGUGCAAGAAAGAACUGGACAAUGAAUUUGACGAAGAAAACAGCAUUUUCAUUCCAUGUGAUGUCACUGAUACACUGAAUCUGCAAGAUGCAUUCAAGCAGACGGUCGGACAUUUCGGAAGGCUUGACAUUGUAGUUAACAACGCGGGGAUAAAUAACGAGAAGAACUGGAGGAAGACCAUUGAAGUUAACCUGACAUCAGUAAUACAGGGUACGUACCUGGCCCUAGAGCAUAUGAGCAAAGAGUACGGGAAAGAAGGCGGCGUGAUCAUAAAUGUCUCGUCCAUGGCAGCCUUCCUGCACUCCCCACAUCAGCCUGUGUACACUGCCACAAAGUGUGGGGUCGUCGCCUUCUCCCGAGCUCUGGCGGAAGCGGCCGAGCGGGGAAGCUAUGGCGUCAGGAUCAACAUGCUUUGCCCGGGAUUCGUGGACACGCCCCUCCUGCAGUCCGUUAAUCAGGAGGACAACAUGGGCAAGUUCGUCGAGUACAAGGAUGAGUUCAAGCAGCGGAUGGACAAGUACGGCGUGCUGAAGCCCUCUCUGGUCGCCGAGGGAGCGGUGAGAAUGAUAACGGACGCCACCCUGAACGGCGCGGUGAUGAAGAUCACGUGUUCGAAGGGGAUUCACUUUCACACCUACGAGCCGCCCUCGUGCUGAUCAGCCGCACGUCCGCGCCGGUGCCCAGCUGCCCAUUUCCGGAAACGUAAAGGCUCCGUCGCUUGGAAGGCAUCGGAAAUCGGAUCCAAAUCCGCUGUGUGUUGCUACCGCUUUUUGCAUAGCUAUCAGUAUGUAUUAGAGAUGGCACUGGAGAUGAGCUUAGUAGGCGUAUGUUAUAGCAUCUGAGAGGUGGCACCCAGGACAAACCUCAACCUGACUGAACAUGAUACAUCAGCUUUUCCUCUGCAGACUUUCUAAGCGAGAUAUCACAGCUUUCCAGCUCCGAUAAUGAUGACAUCGUCUUCUUCAUGACUGAAAUAAACUGGAUCGGAGGUACCCAGAACCACUUUGACAGACCCCCACCCCAGUUAGAUGCCAGUGGUGAUCUGCCGCCCCCAGCACCCAUUUGUGUGUGGUUUCUCAUUCAUGUAUACAGCCGCAGGAACUGAAGGAAAUUAAAGUGGUUUGACCACGUUCA